CGAUGGCGCGGUCCGUUGUCGUCGCGCAGGUUCUCUUCGUGCUUCUCUCGGACAUUCUCUUCUCGGGCGUCAUCUAUGGCUGGGCGCCGCUCGCGCUCAUGCUCCAAGAAGAGGACCAGUACGGCGAGCUCUGCCACGGCGCGCGCGACGGCGCCCGCUGCAGCGACCAGGACACGCAGCUCAACCUUGUCUACGCGGUCGCCACGUUCCUCUCGUCCAUGAUCUCGCUGCCCGUGGGGAUGCUCAUGGACCGCAUCGGUCCUAAAUACACGAUCCUCGUUGCGGGUGUGCUGCAAACCACGGGCCUCUUCUUCCUUGGCGCCGCCGACUCCAAGACGCUGGACGUGUUUGUGCCAGCGUACGCGACGCUCGCGGUCGGCGGCGGCAUGACGCUCAUGGGCUCCUUCUCUUCGAGCUUCCUCGUGCCCGAGUACCAGACCGUGAUCCUCGCAGCCGUCAGCUGUGCGUUUGACGGCAGCAGCGCCGUCAUGCUCGGCCUCUACUACCUCCACGAGUCGCUCGGCUGGUCGCGCCACGCCAUCUUCACGGGCUACGCCGUGCUCUGCCUCAUCGUCUACGCCUGCCUCGUCGGGCUCUGGCACGUGAACGAGCACCUGCUCGUCGAGGCGUCGCCGACGGAGGGUGAGAGCAAACGACUCAUUCCCGCUAGCCCGAGCGCAGCUGCAACGACGAUCUGGGACCACCUCAAGUCGUUCGAGUUUGUGUACCUUCUCAUCUUUACAAGCAUCCACCUCUUCCGCUCCAACCUGUACAUUGGCACGACCAACAACGUCCUCGAGAUUUACGGCGACGAAAGCGAUGGCCAUGUCUUCACCAAGAUUUUUGGGUUCAUAUUGCCCCUCGGAUUCCUCUUCGUGCCAAUCAUCAACCACGUGGUCGAAGACCGGGGCAUGCCGAUGGCCAUGUACGUGACUGUCGGCCUUGGCCUCCUCUACAACGCACUCGCCCUUGUGCCGUCGCUACCGCUGCAAGUCCUUACGUUCAGUGUCUUUACCGGCUUCCGCGCCUUUCUGUAUACGGUCAUCACGGCGUUUGCGGCCAAGAUGUUUGGACUCACGUUCAUGGGCACGCUUGUCGGCUUCAUCUAUACCUCGGGUUCGCUCGUGAGUUUGCUGCAGAUCCCCGCGGUCGCCUACGCCAACGCCCGCCACGACUACUCGCACGUGUACAUUGGCACGCUCGUGCUCGGCGCCGUCUUGGUGCCUCUCACCGAGCAGUACCGGCAGCGUGCGCUCUUGGCCGCAUCGAGCAGCGCUGUCGUCGAGCCCUAGUUUGCUUACACCAGCUCGAUCGAUAGAAGAAUGGACACGAGUUUCAAUUGCUC
Messenger RNA from Saprolegnia diclina VS20, 1345 nucleotides. RefSeq lists its product as hypothetical. Gene Ontology annotation, molecular function: transmembrane transporter activity. The transcript is spliced from 3 exons. Gene Ontology annotation, biological process: transmembrane transport. The record is from RefSeq and is a predicted model, not a curated record. NCBI's taxonomy places the organism in Eukaryota, Oomycota, Saprolegniomycetes, Saprolegniales, Saprolegniaceae. The annotation marks the transcript as partial.